AUGUCCCGCAGGAACAAUAUGAAUACGAAAAGGGAUGUCAAUGUCAGUCUGCAGCAGCCCCUGAACGAGUCGGAGUCGGAGCCGGACCGGGCACCGAAAAAAUCGAGACUAGAAUUCAGCUCCAACGAUGGCGAUGAUAAGCGCAAUGGUCUGGACCAGUUCGUGGCCUAUCCUAUCCACAAAGUCAAUCGGCUCCUGGAGCCUGGACCCAUUUUGCUUGUGGCGACCGGCUCUAUAGCCAACAAGACGCACAACAUAAUGACAAUGGGUUUCCACAUGAUGAUCCAGCACGAAGGACCAACACUUGUCGGUGCCUGCAUUGGGCCGUGGGACAAGAGCUAUGAUAACUUGAAGAAGACGGGCGAAUGCGUGCUCGCCAUUCCUGCAGUGGAGAUGUUGGAGAAGGCCGUUGAUAUCGGCAACUGCAGUGGGGAAGAUGUCAACAAGUGGGUGAAUUCUGGAAUAAACCCGGUCCCAGCUCCAGAUCCUGCAUCUGCAGAUGGGUCGUGGGCUAGAAAAGGGGGUGAGGAAGGGAGAGCACAGGCGCCUUUGGUUGGAGGGAAGGAUGUUAUAGCCAACAUUCAGUGUACGGUUGAGGACCGAGCGUUGGUGGCAAGAUACAACCUGUGGGUGCUGAAGGUGACUGGAGUAUGGAUCAAUAGAGACAUGGAUCUAGAGUAUGGCCAGGGAAGCAGAGACCCAGCAGAUGACGACGAUCGUGUUGGUGGUGGCAAACGAAGGAAGAGGGAAAUGAAGAUGGCUCACCAUCGCGGAGAUGGCCGGUUCGUGAUUGACGGAAAGGAAGUCGAUUUGAGAGAUAGGAUGGUCAAGUGGAAGGAAUUCCAGGAUUAG
Aspergillus tubingensis is the source of this 852-nucleotide messenger RNA. RefSeq names its product flavin reductase family protein. Gene Ontology annotation, molecular function: FMN binding. The transcript has a single exon. The record is from RefSeq and is a predicted model, not a curated record. Bases 1 to 852 code for a protein of 283 amino acids. NCBI's taxonomy places the organism in Eukaryota, Fungi, Ascomycota, Eurotiomycetes, Eurotiales, Aspergillaceae.